Liolophura sinensis is the source of this 1512-nucleotide messenger RNA. RefSeq lists its product as uncharacterized. The transcript is spliced from 4 exons. The coding region runs from base 1 to 363 and encodes 120 amino acids. Lineage: Eukaryota; Metazoa; Mollusca; Polyplacophora; Chitonida; Chitonidae. The record is from RefSeq and is a predicted model, not a curated record.
AUGAUUUUCUGUCUGAUCUGUGUAUGUGCCUUCAAGAAGAAAGCCAGACGUGCAAAGCGGAGCACAGCGGCUACAAUAUCCAGUAUAGAUUCCACCCUAAUUAAGCUCCCCAGACCAUGGAUGGAUACCAGCAGAUCUUAUGAGGCUCCACCACGUGACCUCAGGAGGUGGAGCUACGUGUCUGAACCAAUCAGAUACGCGGACGAACUGAUGAUUGAUGACCAUUACCACUCAGAGACGUUACCACUACCCCACAGUUAUGACCAAACCCGCCGCCAGAUGGCUUCCUAUCAGAACCCGGUGUAUCACAGCGAGACUCUGCCGGCGAGGCCGUCUUACCAUAUGGCAAAGUACCGGAUGUGAGGCGUCCGCGAUACGAAGUUGUGCCCGAUAGAGGCGUUGUGAUUUACAACAAAGCCAGAGAAAACCUGCCGACCAAUUCCAUGACAGAAAACUCCGCCUCAGCGAUGCAUGGCGGAAGAGGAGCACAACACAUGCCACACUGUGAAACGCAUGCGAAGACGCUGCUGUAAAGUAUUCAUACUCUGCAAAAUGACCGCGACAGUCUUACUGGAGACUUUAACCAUUAGAUGUGAGCAGAGUCUGAACUGCGCGCAGCUGAACAAAGAACAGCUUAAAUCUUUUGGGCCAUUCAAGCUCUUGGCUACUUUCUUCUCUUGUAUAACACCCAUGUUUACGUGAUUAAUUUCAGGAUGCAACUGCAAUCUGCGAAACGUCAGCUCCGAAAACAACACUGUGUGUUUAAAGGGUUGAGUUUAAACCGCCUAUUAGUGAAGUUUGCUUCAGCAAAACAUGGAAAUGCUAAACUAUUAUGCAGAAUACUACCGUGAAUAAACUAUUAUCCAUAAAAUAGUGUACUAGUAAAUAUCUGGACUUGUGCAGCACCCGUGUUUCGCUGUCCAGACCAAAGACCGUUGAUAAGGCUUGUGAAUAUCUGGACUUGUGCAGCACCCGUGUUUCGCUGUCCAGACCAAAGACCGUUGAUAAGGCUUGUGAAUAUCUGGACUUGUGCAGCACCCGUGUUUCGCUGUCCAGACCAAAGACCGUUGAUAAAGCUUGUGAAAAUCUGGACUUUUCGUGGGAGGCAGCAGACUGGAGUCUUACUUCUUACUAACUCGGUAUAUAUAGACCUAUGGUAUGAUAUGGACAAAAUGGAGUGGAACAAUCGUAAUACAUAUUGUAUAAAUUAGUGCACGAUGUAUAUUGUUGAGAACUAGGCUUGUUCACACGUAAUAGUAAACAUUAAAUUAAUACAGGCUUUGUUUUGCGCUGGAUUAUAUGAAUUAUAUUCUUAGAGCUGCAAAGGUCAUGGUGGAAAAGUCAUGGUGCAAAGAUCAUGGCAAAUAGGUAGACACUCUGUAUUUAGGACACUUCAAGCAUCAUCAUUGUGACUUAAGACUUCAGGUGUAUUCCUCACCCAAACGGUAAGGCAGAGGCACCAACGCUUUCAUAACAAAGAUAAUAACAAUGGAUUUCCUCCUAGCACUGUGU